GGUGGAUGACAGAAUAACUCAAUUACUGUACUGUCUUGGCAAACACGCGCGUGCGGCCAUCUUGGUGAGGUCAAACACGGCUCGACUGUUGAUGGAGCUGCUCGUGUCUUCUUGUUCUUUGGCUGCGGUGAAGUCUGUUCCUCUUGCAAACCUGCACUGCCCCCUAACGACAAGGGUGUGAAAUCGUCCCGCCAAGAUUUUUUUUUCCAAGUGUGCGCAUGCGCAAGCAUAGGGGCGGCGCCACCGCUUGAAGUCCUUUGACGUGAAACAAAUCGAAGCCGGGCAGUUUGGGGCGACUUUGCCGACUUGAGCUUCAUUUGUGACCUCCGCUAAGCGUCUGCUUGGCCACCUGCCGCUGCUGAUGCUUCCGUGUGCUCACGCUGACUUGCGUCCAUGUUGAAGGUGGCGGCAAAGGGCGGAUCAAAGCGGAUUAGCCAGGAAGCGGCCGGGGGGGCGGGUGGCGUCCCGAGACGCGCGCCGUCCAAUUGGAUCAGCAUCGGGCUGUCGCUUCGUCUUGUCUGUUUCCCGCUCGUCUUUCCGACCGCCCUCCAGACACUCUUUUGAUCCUGCUGGAGGGACAACAAUGCAUGCAGGAAGAAAGUGACUGGAAGGGGCGGAGCCAGCGGACGCCGCGCCAGCUUGCCGCCAUCAUGGCGCCCACGUACCUGGACCGCGUGGUCUCGGAGAUCAUUGAGACCGAGAGGAUGUACGUGAGAGACUUGCGGAUGAUCGUGGAGGACUACCUGGCGCACAUCAUCGACCAGGCGGACCUGAGCAUCCGCCCGGAGCAGGUCUGCUUCCUCUUCGGGAACAUCGAGGACAUUUACGAGUUCAACAGCGAGCUGCUUCAGGAUCUGGACCUGUGCCGGCGUGAUGCCGUGGAGGUGGCCAGGUGCUUCGUGCUCAAGAGCGCCUACUUUGACAUCUACACGCAGUACUGCACCAACUACCCAAACUCGGUGGCGGCCCUGACGGACUGCAUGCAGGACAAAAGUCUGGCCGUUUUCUUCCGCGAACGCCAGAGCGCUUUGCAGCGGCCGCUGCCUUUGGGGACCUACCUGCUCAAACCCGUCCAGAGGAUCCUCAAGUACCACCUGCUGCUGCAGGAAAUCGCCAAGCACUUUGACCCCGAGGAGGAAGGCUAUGAGGUGGUGGAGGAGGCCAUCGUCACCAUGACGGGGGUGGCCUGGUACAUCAACGACAUGAAGCGCAAACACGAGCACGCCGUCAGACUGCAGGAGGUGCAGUCGCUGCUGCUGAACUGGAAAGGUCCCGACCUGACCACGUACGGCGAGCUGGUCCUGGAGGGAACCUUCAAGGUCCGCCGGGCCAAAACUGAGCGGACGCUCUUCCUGCUGGAGCGCGUGCUGCUCAUCAGCAAGCGACGCGGCCAGCACUACGUCUACAAGUCGCACAUCUCGUGCUCGGCGUUGAUGCUGAUCGAGAGCACCAAAGACAGUUUGAGCUUCAGCGUGACGCACUACAAACAACCCAAGCAGCCGCACACCAUGCAGGCCAAGUCUGUGGAAGAGAAGAAGACGUGGGCCCAGCACAUCAAGCGCAUCAUUCUGGAAAACCACCACGAUAUCAUCCCGCAGAAGGCCAAAGACACGCUCUUGAGUUCCAGAUAUCCCCACAGGCAUCGCUACGGCCCCGACAGGCUCAAGAAAGUUCCAUCCCGUUCGGCAGACGACGUUCCGCGCCCGGAAGAUGUGAACGAGGACACGGAGCUCAAGUGCCAAGGACAAGUGGGCGUGGCCUCCAAGGAGACGGAGAGAAGCGGCGAUUCCAAGGACCAAGGUGGCCUCGGCGAAGAGGAGGAGGAGGAGGCAGGAGCCGUCGGAGCUUGCGAGCAGAUGUCCACCGAAGAAGCGGCGUUGGCUUCCCUCCUCGCCACCGAGCCGGGCGCCUCGGAGGAACCCCGACCCGCCCUCCGCCCCGCGGACCCGCCGUCCGGCGCUUCCGAGUCGCGCUCCAAACCCGGAAGCAGCGGCGAGUCCUCCGAAGAUGAGGACGGCGAGAAGGAAGCGGACGGAAACGGCAGCAUCCUUCCUCCGUCCGUGUUGGACAAAGCGGGUGCCAUCGCGCAGCACUUUGGCAGCGUGAAGCGAGGCGCCGUCGCCCCGGACGACGCCCGCUCCCCGGGGCUUUCGCCGCGUUUACUCGGUUUCGGCGACAGACACGCCGGGCCGUCCUCGCCGCUCCGCGGCGCCGACGCAGAGCGGGCGCUCUGGUCCCCCCGGGGCGACGCUCGCUUUGACGAGGAAACGGGCACCCUGCAAAGACGAGACUCCAUCCUCUCCGGCCGCGACCAACUUCUCAUCGGGAAGAUCAAGACUUACUACGAGACGGCCGAGAACCGGGACGCAUCCUUCGGCCUGCGGCGCAGGGAGAGUCUGACGUACAUCCCGGCGGGCCUGGUGAAAACCUCCAUCAGCCGCCUGAACAGCAUCCCCGACCGGGCGGAGUCCAGGCCCGCGACCGAGGAGUCCGGUUCGCCGCCGCUCGACUCCAAAGGAGGCUCGUCCCGUUCCGGAGCGCCGAGACAACAGAGUGCGGAGGACGAGGAGUUCCGACCGUCCGGCGAAAUGCUCAAAGUCUGGCGACUGAUGGAGCAGCGACUCGGCGAGACCUGCCGCCUUUCCGAUGUCGCGCGCGGCGCAAAACCUCGGGCGGAGCCCAACACCGUUUCGGAGGAGACCCGGCCGGCCUCGCCCGUCGGACAAACGCCCGGCGACGCGGUCCGCGCGGCCACUCCGGCCGUUCCCGCCCCCGUCCGCAGAGAUCGGCUUCGAACUGCAGAUGAGGACGCAAAUCUGCCCGACGAGCAAGCGGACUCCAGGGUCCGCCAUCUGGCUCGUCAGUACAGCCGCCGCAUCAAAAGCGGCAAAGCGCUCGGCGGACAGCGAAGUUGCGCAAACCCGACGGGCGAGAAGACUUUGGCCUGCGUGCUGGAGGAAAGCCCGCACGACGGUGCCGGUCCAACUCCGGAUCAGGUGCCGGCGCAGAGGCCCGACCCCGUCUUCCCUCCGGCUCGGAUCGGCUCUGACUGUCCCGUUGGCGUUCCUCGGUGCGCCCAAAGCUUCGACUGGCCCAACGUGCGAGCGCUGAGGUCCAAGUACGCGGAGCGCAGCGCGGCCGACGCCGCGGAGCAGAUGUUUGACGUCAGGUGGAGGCGGCGUUCCUUGAGCGAAGCCUCGCCGGGCCGGGCCUACGCCACCCCGACCCCCGGCCGCCCGAAAUCCCGCAAGGGGCUCCGCAGAGCUCAUACCCUGGACCCUCGGCUAAGCUUGGCCGCCAUGCGCGAAAGCCGAGAGCGCCGGCGGGCCGACGGCGGCGGUGACCGCGCGGCGGCGGCCCAGACGCCGCCAGAGACGCUCCCACGGCGGCGGCCCUCGCUCACGGGGGAGCCUUUGCGAGAACCGGAACCGGCCGAGACCUUGGACGUCGACCGCGACGCUUACGUCGAGAUCCGAUCGCCGACGAGCAGGGAGAAGAUCUCCAUCUUGGCCGUCAUCGACCGCUGCCGGGCUUACCAGGAGUCGGACGAAUACAAGCAGAGAAGCCAAAGCGCCGAGUCUCGAGACGGCUCCCGGUCCGUCUCGUCCUCCGGAGACCGCGUCCGCGGCGCCGGCGACCGCUCGGAAAGCUCCACCUCCGAACAGCGCAACUCGGUGAAAAAUCUCCGAGAGAAGUUCCAGAAGCUCAACUCCUGAAGCCACUCCGGCGGGAAACGAGAAUUCAGACGCUGAAUCUUUUGGCUGACGAGUGCACAAUUAACCCCGACCGGCAACGCCACGAGGCUCAACGAGGAGGCGCGGCUCGAGCAUAGUCUCCUUCUAAAUGAGCAGCGAGCGCGAGCGUGCCUCUACACGAACAAUUUGGCGCACGCGUGAGAUCCAUCUGUCAAUCUGUUGGAUAAAUUCAUCCGUGGCUCGAAUUGCGUCACGGUGAAGUCACGUGGCCCAAUGACGGGCCACUUGAACGUCGUUGGCCAACGGUGCCCCGUUACCGGGGCAACGGCAAACAACCACUUCAAGGCUAUCUCCCCAUUUCUCAAGCCCUUUUAAACGUCCAUCGCCGCACACAAAGUGCUGUACGUAGCGCUGUGACUUUUAUUUUCUCGUGCAAAGGAGUAUUUUUAUA
Molecule: messenger RNA, 4146 nt
Organism: Hippocampus zosterae (dwarf seahorse)
Lineage: Eukaryota; Metazoa; Chordata; Actinopteri; Syngnathiformes; Syngnathidae
Product: pleckstrin homology domain-containing family G member 3-like
Exons: 19
Coding region: 588-3716 (1042 amino acids)
Molecular function (GO): guanyl-nucleotide exchange factor activity
Source: RefSeq, a predicted model, not a curated record